CACACUUGCUCACGGAGACACACGCACACAUCAAUCAGUUGGUGAGUCAUCUUAUUCAUGGUACGACCACUGCACAAAGAAAGAAUGCGAGGCCUAAAAAUAACAGCCAUCAUUCCUAUGGAAUCUGCAGCUCAUACGUGUUUAGACGGCCUGCAGAGACAGGUUCACGUGACCUUUUUGAGUUAAGCUGAGGCGAGCCCUUGUGACCUGGUUAAGUGUGUGACCUCUUGUGGAAGGAACUGUGUUUGUAAAUGUGGAAAUAAAUGGUUUGGAACGGCACGCUUCUGUUUGGCAGGAGGGGUUGUGCAAAAUAGAGGUGAUAGUGCUCUCACACACACACACACACACACACACACACACAGGCCAGCUGGCGCUCUGUGUUUUAGUGAGUGCUCAGUGAGCUUCUACUGCAGCCACUAGGCCUGUGUAACUUAAAGCAGUGGAAAAAGAGAAGUCUUGUGCAACACGCACAUGGUCAUGAAUCUUUUUUAAUCACCCUUCAAAGUCUGGUUCUUACAUAUAGAUAACAUACUGAUCAUCCUGUUUGUGAGAACACUGCAUCAUUUUCACACUGAUUGCUCAUUUGUGUAUAUACAAAUACAGUAGUUCUAACUAUGUGUCUCUGGGAGCCCAGCUGCUAAGAUGUUGUUUACGGAGCCGCGCUGGCAUAUUUUAUGUGAAUGCUUAUAGCCCAUGCAACACCAAGGCUUUAUAAGGGUGAGUCAUAUCCACAUAACAAACAAGCCCAGCAUGGGAACAUAUCAUGGUGAUGUUAAAGCUCGAGUUAAGGCUCAUACACUGGAGCUUUGUGUGGGCCAGUUCACACUUGAGGCCCAACAUUUGGAGAGCAAACAGCUCAGGUGCCAUACAGGAGGUCUGGGGAGAGAUUGUUGCAAUAAAAUGGCUGAACAUUAAGGAACAACUGAGUCAGAGAAAGAUCUUUAAGGAUUGUUAAUUAUUGUCUAAACCAUGUGAGCAUGCUUGAUCAGACAGUCAUGAUAAGUAGCAGAUGAUUUCUUCAUUCCUCUCACAUGGGUUUUUUUUUUUACCCUCAAUAUCAGCAAAAUCUCAGAGCAGUCAUUCAGAGAAUGUUGACACCUUAACAAACAAACGGAGGGCAAAAAAAUAGCACGAUGCUUGCGUCAUAUGGUCACGCAGUCUUCUGUGAAAGUUAAUACAGCCGGCUGUUUCAUCAGAGCUGAGCUCGAGCUGGUGCCGCUACAGGAUUGCUCAAUGGUUGUGUCACCAGGAGGCUGGACUGGUCGGGCGGAGUGUUUGAGCUCUGAGCUCAACAUCACCGGAGCUCACUCGCUCUCUGCCUCUCUCUGAGUGCGAGGCGGUCUCUCUUUCCAUCUCUGUCUCUCAUUCUUUCUCUCUUCCUCUCUCUCUCUCUUUCUCUCUUUUUCUCUCUCUCUCUCUGUCUGGAAUCUGAGGGAUCGGGAUUUUCUCACCAUUCGCUCUCCUAAAAGUACGUGGGUCGGAUUAUUCCUGAAUCCGCGGAAUUUCAUUUAUAGCUCAACGAGAAUGAAUCUCACACGGGGACAUGGAGCGCAGCGUUUGUAGUUUAUUUUAAGGACACAUACCAAACCAGUCGGUGUCUCGUUUUUCGCUUUGACGGUGAGUCAGUCUAUCAGGAUGAACUUGCAGUGGAGCAGCCCGGCACCCUGCAUCCGCACCGGGAGAGUCGCGCACAAGCGGCUGGACUCAGACGAUCAGCCACCGACCAAAUGCGCCAGGCUGAGCGCCGAGGCGGGGGACACACAGGGACUCCUCGGCACCUCUCCCGGUUCCCCGGUCAGCCUCGUCUCCAACGGUAUCCCGGCGACCCACCAGGGGCCGUCCAGGAUAGGACCAUUUCUGCUUCUACCUCUAACGGACCGAGAGAGCGUGCACAGCGCGAUGAACAGCGACACCGGCGACGAGCAGCUGUGCAAGGUCUUUGAUAUGGGAGUGUACCAGGAAAAGAUCAGAGCCUACGGGAUCCUACCGGCCCACAAGAAUGUGGCCGGAGUCAGGGACAUCAUCCUUGGCGAGCGUAAAGCCUACGUGUUCCUGGACAAGGACUUUGGGGACAUGCACACGCUGGUGAAGAGCUGUCGCAGGCUGGACGAGGACCACGCCUGCAGGCUCUUCCAUCAGGCGGCUCUGGCGGUGGCACACUGCCACCAGGCGGGCAUCGUGCUGGGUGACCUCAAACUGCGAAAGUUUGUCUUCGCAGAUGAGAAAAGGACACAUGUGAGACUAGAAAGCCUGGAGGACUGUCGCAUCCUAGAAGACCCAAGCGACGACUCCAUGUCAGACACUCACGGCUGCCCCGCCUACGUCAGCCCAGAGAUCCUCAGCGGCUCCGCGCCUUACUCUGGCAAGAUGGCCGACAUGUGGAGCCUGGGGGUCAUGCUGUACACCAUGCUGGUUGGCCGCUACCCGUUCCACGACCCGGACCCGGCCACGCUAUUUUCCAAAAUCCGCAGAGGCCAGUGCUGUUUGCCAGAGGGCUUGUCGCCCAGGGCCAAGUGUCUGCUCCAGAGCCUGCUGAGGAAGGAACCCUGGGAGAGACUCACGGCCAAUGAGCUGCUCGCUCACCCAUGGUUCCACCAGCCACCGUCGUCUCAGGAAGUGGCACUGGGUGAUCAGGAAGUGAGCUCGGCAGAACAGAUGGUACCAACCUUUAAAGUGGAAGAGGAGGAUGAUCUGUUCUGCUGACGUACUCGAUUCAGCUGAGACUGGCUGAGGGACCAAAACAGGAAUCGCUAUGAGGGAUUCCAUUGUUGUGUUUUUACAAUGGCACUUUUUAGAAACCCAUUUGUGUAGAACUGAGUGCACAUGCACCCUCAAGCUUUCUACAAGAGCUCACUGUACUGUAUGUUGUUGUUGUAUGUGUGUUACUUGCUAAGGGCAUUGUUCACAAUGAUCAUUCUUUGUGUUUCUUUAUGUAUGUUUUUCAGAAUGAUUUGGUGCUAAAAGAAAUAACAAGGACUUGAAUUUGCCAGAUUAUGUUAACAAAAAGAGCUCUGCAGGAUACUAUGAGUGUAUCACAGAGAAAUAACCCGUGGCAGACAACAGUCACCGAUGCUUGCUCUCAGCCUGGACUCAGAAGGCUUCAGGAAGCAUUAAAAGAAUCCUGAUUGGGAGGCGAGGAGACGUGACGUUGUUGCUCUCACUCUAGUCUCUGACCGGGCUGCAGGCUCCGCCGGCUGACUCACUGCCCGGCUCGAGGAAGGCCUAGCACAAGCUUGACGUCUCGCAGCAGGCAGUGUCAUAGAGUGAGAACGACGCUUAGCAGAGGACUGAUGUGUCACACUCAGAGGGGACGCGACGGAGGUGUCUGACUGCCAAUCUGGCCACGUCUCAGCAAGUAGAGAGCUUUUACAAAUCUCACACCAUCCACAGAAGGUUGAGACCGGCAGGAUGCUAUGAGCGUAAAACUCACUGAAAAGACACACACACACACACACACACACAAUAAUAAGCAGUGGACUGGACUAGCACAAGUGCUUGUAAAUGACUAACAGAGGAAGGAAGACAUUUUAAAACUAAAUCCUGUACCUAUUCAAAAACAUGCUCAUAUCUGAAUAUAUCAUCUGAAAAGGUUGCAUCAGAACAGGAAGUGUUGAUAAAUAUGACUGUGAUCAAUCCGUCCGGCUCUUCUGAAACCCUGCAUGUGCAGUCAACCACAGCAAAACCUAACACUAAUGCUUCUUAAAAUAAAGUCAGACUUUGUCACAUGGGUUGUCAGCACCUGAGAUGGUUGAUCUCAAGCCCAAAUACAUGCUGCAUUUCAGUGGAAGAAGUUAAAAUAAACCGACAAUUCCAAAUGGAACUUCUACUUGAAUUAAAGCGCCAUGAUUUAUCUCUCAAUCCAACAAUGUUGUAUUUUUACUUCUUAAAGAAAUGUGUCAAAUAUCUAGUUAAGGAAUUACCAAGUCAGAAAGAAACCCACUUCAGAAAAAUGACGACUUUCUCAGUUGAGCAAGUGAACGUGUUUUAUUCAUUUCUAUUGGAACAUUAUGUCGAGCUGUAGCUUUAACAAAGCUGAGUGUUGUGCCCGUAUCACUGUGUUUCAUAAACUGAAAUGUGGCUCUGAAUCAGUCGCAGGCGGGCUAUAUUUGAUGCCGGUCGUCUAAUGAUGACUCAGCACUUUAGCGUGUCUGUAGAAAAUGGGCCUGACCUUGGCUGGAAGAAUCGGUUCUGACUGUUUCAUGUUUCGUGGUACUUUUUUCCCUUCCGUUUUAUUUUAUUUCUCCGUCGUUGAAAGCUGUAUCCAAGGAGACUCGUCGUCAUCGUGAGAGACGUGAUGCACCACGUUCUAAAAGAUCUAUAAUCUUGGAUUGUGACAGGCGGAUGAGGAGCUUCAGUGACGUGUAUCUUUGCAGGCUCGAUCUGCAGCCAGCUAUUUCAUUCUGGCACAAUCAUUUUGAAGACGGUACUAAAUCUGGCAUAUCUGAGGAAGCGCUGUGCAUUAAUAAACCUUUGGGUUAACAAGUGGGCUAAUAAAACGUCUGCUGCAGUUCUUUCAUUCUUUUCUCUCAUCUGCUCGAGAUACCAGAUGGGAACGGAUUUGUGACAAUCUGAAUUGUUCCUUUCAGAGAUUAAGGAUUUUGUUCCUGGUUUGUACAAGCAGAGUCACACAUUCAUGUGACACGUAGAGUAAACUGACACGGGUGCACAAACUUCAUAUUGCACUGUGAAUUAUGUAUUUGUGACACAGCCUCGAGGCUAUUGCUAGUCCGGACAGGUUACAUACGAGAUAUACUCUUUGUACAAAAGGUGUAAAUAUGUAUAUUAGAAAUAUGUGUGGAGAUGUUGAAUAAAGAUCACAUUUUUUCAUAUGA
This is a messenger RNA of Pseudoliparis swirei, 4832 nucleotides long. RefSeq names its product tribbles pseudokinase 1 (gene trib1). The record is from RefSeq and is a predicted model, not a curated record. Lineage: Eukaryota; Metazoa; Chordata; Actinopteri; Perciformes; Liparidae. Gene Ontology annotation, cellular component: nucleus. Gene Ontology annotation, molecular function: protein kinase activity; ATP binding; mitogen-activated protein kinase kinase binding. The transcript is spliced from 3 exons. The coding region runs from base 1636 to 2703 and encodes 355 amino acids. Gene Ontology annotation, biological process: protein phosphorylation; positive regulation of proteasomal ubiquitin-dependent protein catabolic process; regulation of MAP kinase activity.